Messenger RNA from Aspergillus bombycis, 267 nucleotides. RefSeq lists its product as uncharacterized. Bases 1 to 267 code for a protein of 88 amino acids. The transcript is spliced from 4 exons. The record is from RefSeq and is a predicted model, not a curated record. Lineage: Eukaryota; Fungi; Ascomycota; Eurotiomycetes; Eurotiales; Aspergillaceae.
AUGGUCAAGAAUCUUACAUUCGACAUCCGUUACGACAACGAGCUAGCCCACGACUACUAUGGAGAUGGGGAAAAGUUGACUAAUCGUCUGCAGCAGAUUUAUCACGACAAGAACCUUCAAUUCCCCAAUCAGUUCGAUUCCACUUCCACUUACCCUCCGAUUCACUUCAUGUCGGUGGAGGCCUCGGACGAUGCCAAUGUUGAGGAUCUGAGGAGCGUGAAUGUUCCUCCUGGCUUGAAUGUUGAAAUCAUAGACUUCGAGGACUAA